Messenger RNA from Mycetomoellerius zeteki, 1983 nucleotides. RefSeq names its product isovaleryl-CoA dehydrogenase, mitochondrial. Gene Ontology annotation, biological process: L-leucine catabolic process. Lineage: Eukaryota; Metazoa; Arthropoda; Insecta; Hymenoptera; Formicidae. Gene Ontology annotation, molecular function: 3-methylbutanoyl-CoA dehydrogenase activity; flavin adenine dinucleotide binding. The record is from RefSeq and is a predicted model, not a curated record. The transcript has 8 exons. Bases 179 to 1438 code for a protein of 419 amino acids. Gene Ontology annotation, cellular component: mitochondrion.
GUGUAUAAUAACAUAUGUAUAAACGCUUUUUAUUAAUUCUCUUACAAAUAAUAUAAAAUUCUCGCGCGUGUUCACAAGUGUUUCCCUUUCAGCAACGCGUAAAAUAUUUCUAAAUCACUGUCGCUCGAAGAUAUUUCUAUAAAUAUCUAAUACUUUUACUAUCGAUCGACGAGAGACAAUGUUUUUGACACGAUAUUCUAUUAUUUCGCGGCAUCUUGCGAAUCGCGCCGGUAAAAUUGGUGCGUGCCAUGCGUCGAAUUAUUGCAAGAUUGAUGAAAAUGUCUUUGGGUUGAAUGACGAACAGAAAGAGCUUCGUUCGCUCGUUUUCAAUUUUGCACAAAAGGAGCUAGCGCCUAAAGCCGCCGAAAUCGACAAGAAAAAUAAUUUCGAUGAAUUGAGGACGUUUUGGAAAAAAUUGGGUAAACUGGGCCUGUUAGGUCCGACGGUGAAACCAGAAUAUGGAGGCACAGGCAGCACAUAUCUCGAUCAUGUCAUUGUCAUGGAAGAAAUUAGUAGAGCAUCCGCCGCUAUCGGUCUCAGCUAUGGUGCACAUUCAAAUCUCUGUGUCAAUCAAAUUCACAGAAAUGGCACGGAGGAACAAAAGCAAAAAUAUUUACCUAAGCUAUGCAGCGGCGAACACAUCGGCGCGUUGGCGAUGUCGGAACUGAGUGCCGGAUCCGACGUUGUCUCCAUGAAAUUGCGAGCCGAAAGAAAGGGGGAUUACUAUGUCCUCAACGGCAACAAAUUCUGGAUCACCAAUGCUCCGGACGCGGAUACGCUAGUCGUCUACGCGAGGACGGAUCCGAACGUGGACAAGCCGCAGCAUGGCAUCACCGCUUUCAUCAUCGAACGUGACACAGAAGGUUUCAGCACGGGGCAGAAGCUGGACAAGCUUGGCAUGCGCGGCUCGAACACGAGCGAACUGAUUUUCGAGGAUUGCAAAGUGCCGGCUACAAACGUUUUAGGAGAAAUUAACAAAGGUAUUUAUGUACUCUUUAGUGGACUGGAUUUAGAACGAUUAAUACUAUCUGGCGGGCCCCUGGGGCUAUUGCAAGCUUGUUGCGACGUUGCCUUUGAAUAUGCUCAUACAAGAAAACAAUUUGGCCAGUAUCUUGCGAAAUUUCAGUUGAUACAGGCGAAGAUAGCGGACAUGUAUACAGCUCUGAGCGCGAGCAGAAGCUACUUGUACUCUGUCGCCAGGUCCUGUGACGCCGGUUAUGUAAAUCGCAAAAAUUGCGCCGCGGUGUUGCUCUUUUCCGCCGAGAAUGCAAUGAAAGCGGCAUCAGAUGCUGUACAGAUACUCGGUGGCAAUGGCUAUAUCAAUGAUUACGUGACAGGGAGAUUGCUGCGAGACGCGAAACUUUACGAGAUCGGCGCGGGUACCAGUGAAAUACGACGUAUAGUCAUCAGCCGAGCAAUCACCGAGGAAUAUCUAUGAAAUAAGUCGUAAUCUCGAUUUGAUGACUGUAUGGGAAGAAUGAUUUUAUUGAAAUAUCUAAAAACUUGGAUGCAAGUCUGAAAAUAAUUUGUUAGACAAUACUUUUGAGGCUUUCACGGGUGUUUUCUUCAGAGGUACCAAAGGGUUUGCGGAUUAUCGCCGUGUCGUGAUCCAUUGCUAAUGCCAACGUUUCAUGAAUCUUGCCGUUCACUUCAUCAAGGUGAGGAGCGGACUAAUACUAAGUUGCUCCUCCGAAGGGUUCUCUUUAUAUAAAGUUUAUAUACUUCCUCUUUAUAUACUCCCUUUAUAUAAGAUAAAUUUUGUUAGACUAUCGAAAUAUUUACGUAAGAAGCAUGAUAAUUGAUAAGCAAUGCCGCAAAAAAUUUUGACAUUCUAACAACAGUUUGAACGUUCUAUGCAAUUUAGACAAAAUCAUUUUCAGAUCUAAUUUAGCUAAAUUUUUAGAUACUUCAAAACCUAUGAACAAUCAAGCACGACAAACGCGUAACAUGUAAGUUCGUAAAUUUGAAUUGCUGACUGGCAAA